AAUUAAUUUCAACUUUCAGCAUUCCAACGCAUUUUCAGCAGGAAAUGCAUUUUCUAGUUAUUCAUGUUACUUUCUUAUAUACUCUAGAUGAGACUGCAUUUCCCCGGACCACCCAGCACAUUCAAUCGAAGCAUUUCAUGAGACAAGUGCAGUUGGCUCGCCAGACCUUCCUGCACCCCUUCAGAACCCUGUGAGCAGAGCCAGAGGAAUGGUUCCCAUGCUGAAAGAAAACUAACGAUAACAACAUGGGUUCUGUUAAUGGUUUUCACAUUCACACCGAGGUUUUCCUCUGUGGAGAGGGGGAACCACCUGCACUUAGACAGACAAGUCUGUUCUCCCCCCGCCCCCCCCUGUUGUUUUAUGGAUGGAUGGAGAGACGUGAUGGGUUUCUCCACUGAGCUGCCCGGUUGUUUUGGUUUUGGUUGUAUUGAUCAAUCAUUAAGAAGGAUUUUAGAAAUGAAGGAAGGGAUUGAGAGCCUUUGGGGCACGCACGGUUGAGACUUCCAUUUCCAUGUGUGUGCAUGGGGGGUGCUGAGUGGAGAAACAGAAUGGAAAGGGGGGAGUGGAAAAAGGCCAGUUCAUUAUAUAAUAUAAAAGGUUAAAUGAUGCACUAAGCAAAGUGCACACACAUCAAUCACCAACUAUAUGAUCUCUCCAGCUGCUUCUCUCUCUCUCUCUUUCCGUUUUUCCCUCCAGCCAUCCUGAACGCGUCCAAGGAGGUGGUCCAGAGCAAGAGGCUGACUCAGAUCCUGGAGGUGGUGCUGGCCUUCGGCAACUUCAUGAACAAGGGCCAGAGAGGCAACGCCUACGGCUUCAAGGUCUCCAGCCUCAACAAGAUCGCUGACACCAAGUCCAGCAUAGACAGGAACAUCACCAUGUUGCACUACCUGAUCAUGAUCGUUGAGAAGAACUACAAUGACACGCUGCACAUCCAGGACGACUUCAGCAGUGUACCAGAGGCCGCCAAAGUCAAUUUGUCGGAGUUGGAAAAAGAGGUGCACAAUAUCAAAAGUGGACUGAAGGCUCUAGAAGCGGAGUUGCAUUACCAGCAGAGCCGGACGCGGGAACGUGGGGACAAGUUUGUGGCCGUGAUCGGCGACUUCAUCACCGUGGCCGGCUUCAGCUUCUCCGAGCUGGAGGACCAGCUGAGUGAGGCCAAGGACAAGGUAGAGAACUGCAAAACUGCUCCGUUAUACAGCGAGUUGUGUAUGUGUGAGACUAAGUUCAUAUGUCCAUGUGGGUGGCUCUAAUGCACCCUGUGCUAGUAGUCCUCACUGUUAACAUUCAUGAUGGACAGCCUGAAGAGGAGGGAGGAAGACAGAGACAGAAUACUGAAGGGAGAAACCAUUAAACCUCUGCCCGUACCCCUUAGUCUAGCGUGAUGGUUUCAGCAGCUCUGGGGAAACCCAGCAUUGACAAGAUUCCCCUCUCUUUCUUUGUGUUCGUCUCUUUGAGUUGGUGUAAUCCACACUCCCCUUCUUCCUACUACUUUUGAACCUUACUGGCUCAUGCAUUGAUGAAUGGUUGGAAGUUUGCAAGCUGAAAUCAUCAGCGGGACUGUGGGAGUCCCAAAGUUAGACGGUGUCGAAAAGAUUUAUGUGACCGUGUUAUUUAAUGCGCAGACCUUUUGGCGCUCCGUUGCACGUUUAGCAUCCAGAUGCUGACACAUUAGAAGCUUUAAAUCUUUUGUCUUCCACAUAUCACAUUCUACUUUAUUAUGAGGCCCAUCCUUGUUGCUAAAAUGCCCAGAUUACUUAAAUUCACCAAAAGGAUCAACAGAUUUUGAGAUGGACAGAUAGGAAGACAGGAGGAAGGGCCCUCAGGUUUCAUAUAGAGCCUCCCCUCUGCUUAAUUAUUUGUUCAAGGAGGAGGUCGGUAAAAAGGGAAAACGGGCCAGUUGGGACGUCAUGGGAACAGAACGGGAGGAGCAGGGCACCGGUUACUGCUGUGAAACAAAAGAACCUGUGUUCACCGGCCCAGACUCUAAACGUGUGUGUGUGUGUGUGUGUGUGUGUGUGUGUGUGUGUGUGUGUACGCGCGCCUGUGCCUCUGUGUGCGUGGUUGGUAUGUGGGGAGUCUGACGCAGCAACUCGGUGCUUGUCAAGGUUGUCUGACGCUCCAUGAGGGUUUCCAGUGGAAUACAAAUAUGGAAGUGUGGGUGUGCGCGCGGCGUUUCGGUCUAAAGUAGGUGGAGGAGAAUGACUAAACAGAGCAGGCAGUCCAGUGAGGCUCAUAAAUCUCCAUGGCAACAAAUGUGUGUGUGUGUGUGUCUGCGAGAGACCCACACACACCCUUGCCAGACACUACUACAUACAUUACAAAGGAUUACAGUUGUCCGAGGUCAUGUGGGUUAUUGGGACAGAGGUUUCCAGAGGACAGGAGGGAUUUUUCUCUUACCCAGAGAGGUCGGUCGGGUUUAUCCUUCACGACACACCCACACGUCAACAUGUUCUCAGACAAUACAAGAUCUAUCUCUAUCCAAUAGCAAAACAGCUCAGUUUCCAAGCCAUUCAUUCCACUGCUGUUGGCGGGGGAAAUAUAGAUGUGAUAUAAAUAUCUUACCUACAGGUGGCGGUGGACACGAGGUACAGACAGGUGUACCGGCACAGGAGCAGAGCUGGGGCGGCAGCAGAACGCUCUUGCCAGCCAUGGGUUAGUUUGUGUUAUAGUGUGACUUUGGGUAGUUUGGGUUCACCAAAGUCACACAAUGACACAAAGAAACCAACCAACCGAUCGAGGCAGCGGUAGACCAGUAUCCCCCGUGAACUGUGAGGCAAAAUGACUGUCGGAAACAUCUGUCUCACGACAAGAUAAAGUGAAAGUAUUCUUAAUAUAGCGUACAUUUAAAACCCCAUUCCCUCACCUCGUUUAGAAUGGUUGUGAAAGUCGUGUGGAUGGAUGAAAGCAGAUUGGGUUACAUUUGCAUCAUGUAUCUUCUUUUGCCAACAUUAGAUUAUUACACACCUAAUAGCCAUCUUUAGCAUUAAAAGUUAGCUAGGGCAUUCGCCAACUAUAGUUGACUGACAUGUGAGAGCGUGUUGCUGAGAUAGAGAAAGAUCUCCAACAAAGUUUAGUCUAUCUAAAAACAAUUUUAGUGUCAGAAUGUUUGGAAUAUAUGUGGCUUUUGAAAAUGGGUCCAAUAUACAAGAUCUAUCUCUUUGGUGACUAUGGAGCGAAAGAAUCGGUCAUAACCUGUGUUCACUUCUUCCAUUGGAGUUAAUAGAAUCAGGACAUGCCGCUAGUCUCCCUAAAGGGGCGUGGCAGUGGUGAAACCCACGUGACACAGAUACAGGAAACUGACAUAAUGUUUACCAUGCUCACCAAACAGUUUCCACAGAUAUUUGAUCAUAAAGCAAAGUAUUGCACAAGUUCAAAUUCUGACCUGAUGAUGGCACCAGAGGAAAAGGCGAGACACCACUGAGCUCAUAACCUCCCAUCCUGUGGAGGACAUGACAACGAGAUUUAAAAAGCAAUCCAUCCAAUAGUUGUCAACAAUAAAUGUCAACCUGAAAAUGAGAAUGGUUGGCUCUGGAGAGGAGCUUGUGGAAGUAUUAAGUAUAUGCCAAAAACAUGCCACUAUGGCCUUUUAAAAGUCUGCAGCUUCUCACUCCAACAGCAUCUGGUUUUAAAUCAUGUGACCAACAAAUGGGGUGUGUUUCUUCCAUGCUGUGGGCAAUGAAUAGAUGAAACACAACUGAUCCUUUUUAUGCACAUUAUGUACCAAUUUCCUUCAACUUAUUUCCCACUUUCCCUCUUUCAUUGAACCCACCAGCUGCUUAUCCAAGUACUUUAACUAUGACACCAUCACGCUACUAUUUUCCUCCUUCACUUAAUAAGCUGGUACAGACUGGCAACAGGGGGGGGGGGGUCAAGACCACACUGAUUUUCCUCGGACUCCCCUGUCUUCCCGUACAAGUUCUUUGUGUUGGAUAGAAACAUUUCAUAGAUGCAGUUGAGUUAGUUAGGUUUCCCUUGAGUGCAUUUUAAUAGCAAGUUCCCACGCAGAGCAGUCACAAUACCUCUGUAUAACUGGCAGGAGUUAAGCCGUGGUUAUGGAGAAGGUGCCAAGCAAGACCAAAUCCAUGAUGUGUUAACCAAAGCCAGUCUGAAACAGCCUAUAAACAUUUUUUGAUUUUAAACAACUUUAAAUCACAGUGCUGGACAAUGUCUCAGUAAACCUCCAUGAUAAACAAAUAUAGACACAAAUCUGAACACAAACAGCAGGGACGCAGUGAAUGCUCUACCAAGAAUACAAAGAGAUAUUUAGCCACUCACAUGGCGCAACAGUGUGUGUGUGACGAGAUAAACGUGUGAAUUCAUAUUCUCCGUGUGUGUGUGUGUGUGUGUGUGUGUGUUUGCUCAUUUAGAACAGACCCGAGGGGAUGAGAGGAAACAGAUUUGACCAGACACAUAAGGACUGGUCAAAUCCUUAUGUGUAAUCUGGUCAAACACAUUUGACCAGAUUACAGGAAGGAGCGAGAUGAUGGUGGGGGUUGUCACAGCGACCAGCCCAUAAUGACAGGAUGAUUUUGCAUCCUCAGAAAAGAGCAAGCCCAAACUCCUUCAUAUCACAACACUACAAACCACAUACAGUACACUCGCCUCCUACAAACUGGAAGGAUAUGAUGCUUUCAGUCCCUUUACUCUGACGUUGGAUAAGAAGAGACUGCUGCUGUCCAACUGGAAGACUGCUAUGUUUUGAGAUUGCACAUGAUUUGGGGCCGUGUGCCAGCCCAGUUAUUACCAGGCAGGAACCUCCAUGUCUGAAAAGAGAAGCCAAAGAGGAAGUGCAAAUUUUCCUCAUUUGCGAGUUGAAAUUUUUUGUUGAAUCAGAAACUAUGGAGGAAAAAAUAUUGUAGCUGUAGAUGGGGACCCAGAACUCUACAAUACCUGAUAAUAGUAGAGACCGGACAAAACUAUGUGUGUAAAUGUAUGUACAAACAAUUAUAUAUUUAAAAUGUAUUAUAUAAAAAUAA
This is a messenger RNA of Anarrhichthys ocellatus (wolf-eel), 4976 nucleotides long. Its product is annotated as disheveled-associated activator of morphogenesis 2-like. The record is from RefSeq and is a predicted model, not a curated record. Bases 780 to 1250 code for a protein of 156 amino acids. Lineage: Eukaryota; Metazoa; Chordata; Actinopteri; Perciformes; Anarhichadidae. Gene Ontology annotation, biological process: positive regulation of canonical Wnt signaling pathway; negative regulation of oligodendrocyte differentiation; regulation of non-canonical Wnt signaling pathway. The transcript has 4 exons.